UGCCUAUUAUCUGAGUGACUCGGGGUUCUGGUGUCUGCCUCCGAGCGUGUGUGUGUGUGUGUGUGUGUGUUUGCCGGUGGGAGAAAAGAGAUAAAGAGAGAGAGAGUAAGGGAGGGAGAGGCAAGCAGCGUUUCUUCUCCCCCCUUUAGCCUCCCCGUCUCCCUGCUCCCUGUCACUCCAUCCUUCCUCCCCUCUCCUGGACCACCCUCCAGCCCUGCUUCGAGCCUGGACCGAGACCCCUCUACCACCCAGACCACCCCGGGACCCUUUGACUCUCCUCACUUCUCCGUCCCACCAAGCAGAACCUCUGAGCAGGAAUUCCUCUCCUCUCCUCCCCCUGGCCGCUGUCUGUCAACAACUCAACUGCACAAUAUCCGCUGAAUCCACUUCCACAAUUUAUUUGACCUUAAUACGCUUCUGCUGGGCAGGCGCAGCAAGGUGCAUCGGCCAGACGUCCCGUCUCCCCAUUCUGUUGGAAGGCUGCCCGCCACAGGUCACAUGACCUGGAAGAAAAAACCUGGGAGACUUUUGGGAUCCCUCUUCGCAUGGGCUGGUUAUCAACCUGAAGGGAAGUCCAAAGGCUGAUGAACUGAUCUGUGUGCAACCAUAUUGCUCUGGUGUCCUGUAUGCCCUGGGAACACAACGGCCACUGCAAAUCUGGUGACUGGCUGGCUGGAAGACCACCCUUCCCCUUCUCCUUCUGAGGACAUCCCAUUCCAGGACGGUGCUUUGGUCUCUCUUCCCCCCAGCAUGGAGCCCACCAAAGUCCAGUCAGAGGGUGGCCUCAAUGUCACCCUUACCAUCCGCCUCCUCAUGCAUGGAAAAGAGGUUGGAAGUAUAAUAGGAAAGAAAGGGGAAACGGUAAAAAAGAUGCGAGAAGAGAGUGGAGCACGGAUCAAUAUUUCUGAGGGCAACUGUCCAGAGAGGAUCGUCACCAUCACUGGACCAACAGACACCAUCUUCAAGGCUUUUGCUAUGAUUGCCUACAAAUUUGAAGAGGACAUAAUCAAUUCCAUGAGCAACAGCCCAGCAACCAGCAAGCCCCCUGUCACCUUAAGGCUUGUAGUGCCAGCCAGCCAGUGUGGCUCCCUCAUAGGCAAAGGAGGCUCCAAAAUAAAAGAAAUGAGAGAGUCCACAGGGGCCCAGGUUCAGGUGGCAGGGGACAUGCUGCCCAACUCCACAGAACGUGCAGUUACAAUCUCUGGAACCCCAGAAGCCAUCAUCCAGUGUGUCAAACAAAUCUGUGUGGUCAUGCUAGAGUCUCCACCAAAAGGUGCCACCAUCCCUUAUCGCCCAAAGCCCGCCUCCACGCCGGUCAUUUUUUCUGGUGGCCAGGCCUACACAAUUCAGGGACAGUAUGCCAUACCACACCCAGAUCAGUUGACCAAGCUCCACCAGUUGGCUAUGCAGCAAACCCCCUUUACCCCUCUCGGACAGACCACCCCUGCUUUCCCUGGUUUGGAUGCCAGUCCACCAGCCAGCACCCAUGAACUCACCAUUCCUAAUGAUCUAAUAGGCUGCAUCAUUGGACGCCAGGGAACCAAAAUAAAUGAGAUUCGACAGAUGUCUGGAGCGCAGAUCAAAAUUGCGAACGCCAUGGAGGGCUCGUCAGAGCGCCAGAUCACCAUCACAGGGACUCCUGCUAACAUCAGCCUGGCCCAGUAUCUCAUCAAUGCCAGGCUGACGUCUGAAGUCACUGGAAUGGGCACACUCUAGUUUCUACCCAUCUUCCCUCAGUGCAUCACAUGACCUUUGAGCGAAUGGCAUUACACCUAGUACAUAUUUAUUUCUCUGUAUUUGACUGUCCUGAUAUUUAAGUGACUUUCACUUUUAUGAUUUCUAGUAUUCACUGUAAACAUGCGUAUCGGCACUGUUACUAGGAUUCCUCACACCUAUCUGAAACUCAGUUGGUUCUGUUUCUGAAAGAUCACUUUACUUUUUUGACACUCUAGUACCUUUCAUGGCAUCUCACGCACCCCACCACUUUGUUUUAACACUGUGUCCCAAAAAAAUUACGUUCCCAUACAACAAAACUGUCUUCUCAAUUACCUUUCGCAGGAAACGUAUUUUCCAGCCUGGUGGGAGAAGUUAGCCUUUGGCACUUUCUGACCGCCACACAAAACGGUCACUGUUUUAAACAUAAGUUAUGCACGAGACGAAGGUUAAGUAUGUUAUGUAACCAAGUCAACAUUGACAUUCGGUUUCACACGGGACACGAACAGCGGUUUCCUCUGUGAAAGUCCUGUGUUGGCUUGACCCAUCCAUCCACCAUUUGUUGGCUUUGAUUAGAGACGUACUGCAUUUGUGAUAGGUCAAAGACAAACGUAAUGGGGGGAAAAUAUGUUUCCCUCAAAACAUAACAGAGAAUGCAGGUUCGUUGUAUGGGAAUGCCAUUUUUAGGAGACAGGGUUGCUUGGUUUUACCUCGUUUUAACACACAUCACUGUACUUGUCUUUCUUGCAUUGCAGGCACUUGAGAGUAAAUGCAAAGUAAACCUAAAAAGUCAGAUAUUCUAUUCAGUUUAUUUUACACUGAUUUCAUGACUGAUGAAAUCAGUGCUUUACUGUAGACAUGUGCCUGCUUGUCUUAGCGUUGUAUGCACAUUAUAGAUUGGUCUGCAUGACACACAAAACCUACAGCAUUUCCAAUUUAUUUCAAAGUCACACAGGUAAAAAGGUAGAUUGAGUAGUGAAAGGGAAUGGAGCAAGCCUUGAACAUUCACGUCUAUUUGUUAUCUCAAUGUGUCACUCCGACUCAAAUUUAAAAUGGGUACUAGCCAAAAAAAACAUCCACCUUAAUGGACAAAUUUUCAUCUUUCUGAAUUUCAUGUGCGACCUGACAAAAAGGUUGGGUGAAAAAAAUGAAAAUAAUCCAAGUAAAUGACUGCAGUGAAGAGUGAAAUCCAAAUGCAUGCUACAAAUAAACAUCACUUUAAUGCCCCUAUACUUCACAAACAUAAUAUAGCCUAAAGUUAUCAUGUUAUUCAAACUGACAUCUCAUAACAACUGUGUAUAAGAGUCAUGGGCCAUAUAGAAAGGUCUCAGGAUUGUCUAGUGUAUAUUGUAUAUUUGCACUCACAUGUAGCUCAUUUAAGGUUUCAGUGCAGGCCAAAAGGGCUGUUUUUCAGACACCUGUUUGGUAGGCAUCAAGCUGUUCCAGAUACGGAAAAUGUAAUGUGUUUCUGUUUAGCAUGUAUGAAAGAAACUGUUGAUGUCAAUCAUCCUGUUGUUGGUUUCGCAGGUUAUGUCAUUCAAUCAGGCUACAUAUAUGUACAAGGCUUACAUAUACAUUUAUGUAUGAGUCUCUGCAGUUGCCAUUGAAUAGAGCAUCUCCUUGGUUACAUCACGUUGGACAUCUGUUUAGCUGUUAGCUUGUCUUAAUCAAAUGCACAGACACCUGUUCAAACACAGAACUGUUCAAGCUAAAAGCUGAAUGUAUUUCAAAAUGGGUUUGAACUGCUAUCAAUUACAUGUCAUACUCGAUUAUAACACCUUUAAGGGUGUCUUUUUAAACAGGCACUUGAAUUAGUACAGUAGAACAUGAUGCAGAAUGAUGACUAUACUGCAGUAGAGUAGAAAUGCUUAUUUAUCAAAACGUUUGGAAUUUCCUUAAGUUGGGCAGGUUACUCUGAAAAUGAGGUCUGUUACAGAUGACUUAUUUCAAAUUUUAAUCUACAAUUUAUCACACUAGAUAUAUACAAUGUUAUGAAAUCUGAUUAUUUUCUAAAUUAUUAUGUUAGAUAUAGACCAAUACUUUUCUGUAUGUUCUGCAAACAUAUGAAAGGAUGGCCUUACUACUAUCUGUAGCUCUCAUUUCAAAAUGUAGGCUAUAAGAUAAAAAAAAAAUCCAUCUAUCACUUCACAGUCAAACGUGACCAGGGCCUGAAAUUAACACCCGACCACGCACAAAAUAGAGGUGAAUUCUGCCAUUGGCGGGUGAAACUGUCAAUCUACCUGCAUGUCGGUGGGUAGCCAAUGAGAACUAAAAGAUUCAUUCAUUUAUUUUUUUGCAACAGUUGUUCUUUCACAUUUUAACCCAAGUCCGCAAUUUCCUUGGAUUUGAGCUAAAAAAUGUGGCGGCACAUUACUGUGGUGAAGAGACGGCAGCACUUAAAUGUGUAUUCUUAACAAAUUCAAGAACGUUGCUUGUACAUUUCCUGUAUUUCAACUUUAUGAGGCCAAAUAAAUUGGCUGGUAAAAAGCCUGUGUGGCUAGAAGAUUUUAAAAUCCACCUGCCACAGUGGCUGGUGGACAAAAAAAGUUAACUUCAGGCCCUGAACAUGACACUCCCACAAGUAAUAUGAUGUUUAUCUGAUGGCUGCGUGUUACUGAUUGCAGGUAGCUACUAUUUUUUAAUCCACCUUAUCAUAAUACAUUUACACAUUUUACUCCCAAAGCACAGAUUUGCAUCACUCCAAUGAUAACUAUAGAAAUGAUGUUUGGGGAAUAUUCUUUCAUCAUAGCUGUUUAGGCUCAGGUACUUUGCUUUUGGUUAGAAUUGAUUAUACAUCCUUUGUUAGUCAGUUAAUACAUUGCUGUCGUCGAAACAAGGCUGCUUUACAUUACAUUUACAUUUCACAUUUACACGUUGCUUCACAUUUACGUUACGAAUGUAAAUCUGUACAUUAGCGCUCAUCUGGCUGCAUCCAGAUGUGUUUCAGAUGACCAAACAGGAACAGCUGGUUGAGGGUGUCAUUUAAAAAUGUUCCAUCAUUUACAGAAUCUGAACAUUAAAGUACUUAAAUAUCUUUUUGCAAAGUGCACAUUAAUGGCUGCUUGUAGGUGUAAAGUGUCUGCUGGUUGGUUGCCAGCCAAGAUGCAGUCAUGCUACUUUACAGUAUGACCGAUGAUUUUCUCAGUUGCCUUUUUAAUCGUCAUAUCUUUCAUAAUCAUGGUUUCGCUCAUGUGCUCAUCAUUCUACGAUGCUGUGUUGGUCAAACACCUCUUCUUGUGUUGCUUUUGUCGUUUUACUGAUACAUUAACACUUUUGUUACCGUGCUAGAGCAGCAAAAAAUUAAAGGCUGGCACUAUAUGAUGCUGUUUGGGGAAAAUGUGUCUGAUCAUGUUUAAGUUUGAUCUUUUGCUUCUUGAAGGUCUGUAUUGGAUUCAUUAUUUAUUGAGGAUGAUUCUGAAAUGUUUUGUAAAAAGAAGAGAAUAAAGUUUGUGUUUUUUCCCUUCA
Sander lucioperca (pikeperch) is the source of this 5178-nucleotide messenger RNA. It is a transcript of the gene pcbp3, whose product is annotated as poly(rC) binding protein 3. Bases 751 to 1716 code for a protein of 321 amino acids. Gene Ontology annotation, molecular function: mRNA binding. The record is from RefSeq and is a predicted model, not a curated record. Lineage: Eukaryota; Metazoa; Chordata; Actinopteri; Perciformes; Percidae. The transcript has 17 exons. Gene Ontology annotation, cellular component: cytoplasm; nucleus. Gene Ontology annotation, biological process: regulation of gene expression; regulation of RNA metabolic process.